GUGGGAAAGCGCCUAGCGGCGAGGAAGCUAAGGGAGAGGGAAAGGAAGAAAAUUGGUUAGCCAAAUUUGACCUGUGUGUAUAUAUGUGAGAAGAAGUGGGAAGUCUUCGUCGAAGAGCUUGGGUUGGUCAAGCAAAAGCGUCGAAUCUUCUGAACUUUUGAAUUUGUUGAGCUUUAUAAUUCGGUCUCAUCCUUCGUUGUUUAUCUCAUCUGCAAUACCCAGAUCUUCGAUAUCGUGGGACUCGAUUUAUUUCUGAAGCAAUCUCCGAUUCUUCAUUACAGGAAAAGCAAAUGGCUGCUCCACUUACUAGAAUAGGCCUCGCGGGGCUUGCUGUUAUGGGCCAAAAUCUUGCCCUCAACAUUGCUGAGAAAGGAUUUCCCAUCUCUGUGUACAACCGAACCACUUCCAAGGUUGAUGAGACCGUUGAACGAGCUAAACAGGAAGGAAACCUCCCCUUAUAUGGUUUCCAUGAUCCUGAAGCUUUUGUCCAAUCUAUUCAAAAGCCUCGUGUUAUAAUUAUACUUGUUAAGGCUGGUGCUCCUGUUGACCAAACCAUAAAAACCCUCUCUGUUUACAUGGAGAAAGGUGAUUGCAUAAUUGAUGGUGGUAAUGAGUGGUAUGAAAACACUGAGAGGAGACAGGAAGCCGUGGCUGAAUUAGGUCUUCUCUAUCUGGGAAUGGGAGUUUCAGGUGGUGAAGAGGGUGCAAGAAAUGGUCCAUCUUUGAUGCCUGGUGGGUCCUUCGAGGCCUACAAGUACAUUGAAGAUAUCCUUCUCAAAGUGGCAGCUCAAGUCCCUGACAGCGGUCCCUGUGUGACUUAUGUUGGCAAAGGAGGAUCUGGGAAUUUUGUCAAGAUGGUUCACAAUGGGAUUGAAUAUGGAGACAUGCAGCUAAUUGCAGAGGCCUAUGAUGUACUGAAAUCAGUGGGGAAGCUUACUAAUGAGGAGUUGCAUCAGGUUUUCUCAGAGUGGAACAAGGGGGAACUUUUGAGCUUCUUGAUUGAGAUCACUGCUGAUAUUUUUGGAAUUAAAGAUGAUAAGGGAGAUGGCUAUUUGGUUGACAAGGUUUUAGACAAGACUGGAAUGAAGGGUACAGGUAAAUGGACUGUUCAGCAAGCUGCAGAUUUAUCAGUUGCAGCUCCCACAAUAGCAUCAUCCUUGGAUGCACGGUUCCUUAGUGGUUUAAAGGAAGAAAGGGUUGAAGCUGCCAAGGUUUUCAAAUCAAGUGGAGUUUGUGACAUCUUGACUGAUCAAGUUGUGGACAAGCAGAAGUUGAUAGAUGAUGUGAGGCAAGCUCUUUAUGCAUCCAAGAUUUGCAGUUAUGCACAGGGUAUGAAUCUGAUCCGUGCAAAGAGCAUUGAGAAGGGUUGGGACCUGAAAUUGGGAGAACUUGCUAGGAUUUGGAAGGGCGGUUGCAUCAUCCGUGCUAUCUUCUUGGACCGUAUUAAGAAAGCCUAUGACAGGAACCCAGAUCUUGCAAACCUUCUUGUGGACCCAGAAUUCGCAAAGGAGAUUGUUGAGCGACAAUCUGCUUGGCGAAGAGUUGUCUGCCUUGCUAUCAACUCAGGUAUCAGCACCCCGGGUAUGUCAUCCAGUCUUGCAUAUUUUGACACUUACAGGAGGGAAAGGUUGCCAGCAAAUCUGGUCCAAGCACAAAGAGAUUAUUUUGGAGCCCAUACUUAUGAGAGGAUUGAUGUAGAGGGAUCCUUCCAUACUGAAUGGUUCAAGAUCGCUAAACAGCUAAAGAUCUAAGCUUUCUGUUAGUGGUCUUUUAAGUAAUUGGAAAUGGUUGUACCUAAUAAUGUCCCUCCCGGUUGGGACCAAAUAGCAGCAGGAUAAAGGUUCACUGUUUUGUUUAACGGAAGCAUCUUUUCAAAUUGGAUUAAUCAAACCUGUUGAGUUUGCAUUUUGUUUGUAUUUCUGCAACUGGCCUUAGCAGAGCCUAGUUUUGUUGUUUGUAAUGUUUGAUGAGACUUUUGAGGCAUUACUGAAGCUCACAUUUGUUUUUACUUUUGUUCUAUGGAUGCCAGUGAAGGCAAAACUCUUCACUGCUUCUUCUCGUAGUGGUAAUAAUGAUUGAUUCUAUUGUAGUUGACCUGGAAAUUAGUCAUCUGUUUGUACGAGGAAACUUGGUUCAUUUGCAAUAUUGUGCUUAUUCAAGUGGCA
This is a messenger RNA of Nelumbo nucifera (sacred lotus), 2165 nucleotides long. Its product is annotated as 6-phosphogluconate dehydrogenase, decarboxylating 2. Gene Ontology annotation, molecular function: phosphogluconate dehydrogenase (decarboxylating) activity; NADP binding. NCBI's taxonomy places the organism in Eukaryota, Viridiplantae, Streptophyta, Magnoliopsida, Proteales, Nelumbonaceae. Gene Ontology annotation, biological process: pentose-phosphate shunt. The record is from RefSeq and is a predicted model, not a curated record.